Anopheles aquasalis is the source of this 1741-nucleotide messenger RNA. RefSeq names its product larval cuticle protein LCP-30. Lineage: Eukaryota; Metazoa; Arthropoda; Insecta; Diptera; Culicidae. Gene Ontology annotation, molecular function: structural constituent of chitin-based larval cuticle. The record is from RefSeq and is a predicted model, not a curated record. Gene Ontology annotation, cellular component: chitin-based extracellular matrix.
UAGCGUAUCCGCGCUAAACAGCGAUAGUUCUAUACUGGUGAUUGAGUAGAAAGUGUUUUGACGAUGCGUAUCAGUCUGAUUUUGCUGUGUUUUGGUUGCCUGUUGGCAUUGGGUUAUGGGCAGAACGAUGGCAAGUAUCGACCAUCACCGGCGGAGCUAACGACACAAAGACCACGCUACAAUCCGUACAUCGAUGGAAGAUAUGUGCAAUAUCCUUACAACCCGUACCGGUAUCCUACUGACUCCCGCUACUACAAUCGGAACGAUGGACGUUACAUUGCCCGCAAUGAUGGCCGAUACUAUGGCGGAAAUGAUGGUCGUUACGUUCCUGGAAAUGAUGGACAAUAUGUUCACGUUGACAAUAAGUACAAACAUGUCGAUGGGAAGGCUGAUAGUGGAGCUAGAAUCCAAAGAGACAGCGUUGGCGCAAGCAAUGGAACUAAAAGUGGAACCAAUGGAGACGAAAGGGAAACUACGAAACCCGAAACAGUCCUUUCAGCAAUACUUCCCAUCCCAACACCACCGCCUAAUGUUAUUAGAAUGUACAGGUUACCGCAACCGUCCUUGGGUGGAAAAAGAAUGUACCGCUUGGAAAAUCAGAUCGAAGAGAAUGGUUAUCACUACAUCUAUCAGAAAGCGGAUGGUAUUGUAGCAGAGGAAACUGGUCGCAUCGAAAGGUCUGGAACACCAGGCGAAAAAAUUUACUCGCAAGGCACCUAUCAGUACGAUGAAGAUGGAGAGUUUUAUCAAGUGAAAUACACAGCGGUAGGCAAUUCUUAUCGCCCAGAGGGUGAUCACGUUCCCAAGGUGCCUCCAGCAAUCGAAAGACUUUUAAGAUAUUUAGCAUCUCAACCGAAGUAAACACACUGGAAUUGAUUCACAUUGAUCCGAACCAUAAAGAGCAUAACAAACAACAACAGUAAACAAUCUUUUUGAGUUACAAAUCAGGUCUUACAAUCGAAGAACUUUGACUUUGUGAAGAAGAUUUUUGUAUAAAAAAGACAUGAAGUAAAAGUAACCAAAAUCUAGGCUCAUAUGAUCGCUUUACGGAUCAAGUUAUCACACAUAGCCCUGCGCAAAGUACAGGAAGCAAACGCAAAAACUUAAUUGGAAAUCAAUAAUGUUAAAUUAAAAUAUCGUAAUUAAACGGGCAAAUCAAACUAAACCACGUUAAAUCAAACUAAACCACGUUCGCGCAGUUGUUUUGCGCGCGCGCACGCACACACUUACCACAAUUUCGAGCAGUGCACACAUUGGACAACGCGUUGGCCAAAAACAAAUUUCGAAAAGCAAGAGGGGUUGGUUGGGGUGAUUUCCAUUUUUUCCUGAUUUUUAAAAUGUAUACCACCAUAUGCUAACCAUCAUAAGAUAAAAAGAUUUACCACAUUUCGGAUGAUCCUAGAAAGGUUCAAAGAGGUUCUAGUGGGCCCAGGAUUGUGUAACAAUAAAAGGGUUAUCGCAACAAAAAAGGUUGACACGUGUUCACACAGUUUGAAGUAAGAAUUGACCGCAAUUCUAAUAGCAGGUGAUUGGCGAAAACUGAAGGAUUGUUCUUAAAUAUACUACACUUAGGCGCAAUUUGUACACUUCCAUACAUUAAAUAAAUAAAAUACGUUUCUCGAUUUGAUCAACAAAACCAUUUUGAUAAAAGAAAUAUUUGUAUAUAUGGAAAAUGACAAUCUCAUUAAUAAAAUUAAGAAAGGCAAUUGUUUUUGAAGAAUAAAUUGGGGGAUAAAUCACA